Prorocentrum cordatum is the source of this 2703-nucleotide messenger RNA. The record is from the annotation of a GenBank genome assembly. Lineage: Eukaryota; Dinophyceae; Prorocentrales; Prorocentraceae.
AUGUUUAGGGCUACGUGGCUGCCCGUGAAAGCCUUCAUCCACGCUCUGUGGCACUCCUGGCUUCCUAGGGACGCCCUGGACUUCGGCCUCCGUGAGGCCCACGAUCGGCUUUCGAUUAUUGAGCACCCUUGGUCUUCCAUUAGGGGCCCGUUCAGUGCUGUGUGGGCAACCCUCAAACGCGUCGGGGUUACGGCUGCCUCGGCUACUUCCUGGACUUGGCCCGAUGGGGCCGUCAUCAAUCCCAUGGGCUUCUGCCCUGUUACGAUCCAGGAGCUCGUGUACCGUGCCGUCGAGUGUUGGCAGUUCGCCAAGGUUGCUGACCACUUGGACCCCCCUGAGUUUUGCAACGGUGUCAUACUCAGCCCCCUGAAGGCCCUGCUCAGCACCAAGAGUAAGCUCACGGCACCGCAGGGGGGCCACCUGCGCAGCACCGUGGUUGGGGGACAGUGGCCCCAGAAGCGUCAGUGGGCCGAAGGAUACGAUGCCACGCCUACUUGCCUCCUCUGCCCCCACGCCGAGGGCACGCUGCUGCGCAGGCACUGCUCUUGCGUGCGCCUCGACAGCCUCGAGGGCGCUCCUGCGUCUCGUGUCAAUGCAGUGCGGGCGGCGCAGUCGCCGCUAGCCCUCGUCUUUGCUGGGCGCUGUCUGGUCCCGUUUCCUGCACUCGUCAGGCCGCCGCCUGGGCGAUCCGCGUGCUGGGGGCUUGGAGGGCCUGACAGCUUCACGGGGGAUAUCUACCCUGAUGGAUCGGUUUUUGAAGCUGAGUAUCCCAGCCUCGCGAGUGCGGGCUGGGGGUGCGUGGCGCUUCACCCCGAUUGCCUUCAGGUUGUUUAUUUUUGCUCUGGCCCCGUGCUCGACCCCUUGCAGUGCAUUAGUGCUGCCGAACUCAUCGCAGUCAUUCAUGUGCUGCGCUUUGCGGCGCCGCCAGUGCGCAUGUUUUCGGAUUCAGCCUUUGUCGUGGAUGGCUUCCGCGAGCGUGGCCGCGUCAAAGGUCAUGCGGCCGUAGGUGACAUCCAGCACGGGCGCGCCACGGCGCGCCACAGGUUUGGCAAUAUGAUGGCAGACCGCGCUGCAAAGAGCGCUGCUGCCUUUGCGCGAGUACCGCGGCAGAGCCGUGCGCAGCUGCAGGCUCGCUCCAAGGUUGUCAAGACCUGGGGAGACUGCCGUGCCCGCCUGUGGCCCGAUCAUGCCCUGAAGGUGCUCAAGCGGCUCGGCAAAGGGAGUUUCGCCUCAGUGCCAAGGUGUUUCGGGUCGCAGCGCAGGCGCCGCUCGCAGAGGCCGCUGCGGCCGUUUCUCUUCACGCCGCCCAGCUGGAGGUGUAGCCUCGCGGCAGGAGCGUGGCCCAUGCGGGCCCUGUCCGAAGCCGGCGACAAGCUCCCCCUGACCAUCGGCGGCAGGCUGGGCGGCAUCUACUGCCUGGGCAGGAAGCUGGGCAGCGGUUCUUUCGGCGAGAUUUACUUCGUCGUGGACACCCAGACAGGCGAAGAGCUGGCGGUGAAGCUGGAGAGCUCCAAGAGCAAGUAUCCCAUGCUGGCGUUCGAGGCCAAGCUUCUGAAGCAUCUGCAGGGAGCUCCAGGGUUCGCCAAGGUUCACUAUUCCGACGUGGAUGGUGACUACAACGUCAUGGUGAUGGAUCUACUGGGGCCUUCUCUCGAAGACCUCUUCAACAUGUGCCAUAGGCGCUUCAGCCUCAAGACUGUGGUGAUGAUUGCAGAGCAGAUGUUAUACAGGAUCGAGUACCUCCACUCGAAGCAUUUCAUUCACCGCGACAUUAAGCCUGACAACUUCCUCGUGGGGGCCGGCAAGAAGGCGUCCAUCGUCCAUCUCAUAGACUUUGGCCUCGCGAAGAAAUACCGGGACCCGAAGUCGCAGCAGCACAUACCCUACGUGGAAGGGAAGAGCCUCACGGGCACGGCCCGUUACGCGUCCAUCAACGCCCACAUUGGUGUCGAGCAGAGCCGCCGAGACGACCUCGAGGCGAUCGGCUACGUCCUGAUGUAUUUCAACCGCGGCAAGCUACCGUGGCAGGGCAUACAGGCUCCCACAAAGGAAGUGAAGUACCAGAAGAUCAAAGAGGUCAAGAUGGAGACCCCGAUCGAGGCCCUCUGCGAAGGGUACCCGGAGGUCUUCUCCACGUACCUCAAGUACUGCAAGGCUCUCCGCUUCGAGGACCGGCCCGACUACGCCUACCUCCGCGGUCUCUUCAAGAACCUCUACCAGCAGGAGGGUUUUGUGAACAACGGCAUGUUCGACUGGUCGCAGCCUUCAACUCAAGGGAGCACCACAGCCGCCAGCGCCCAGAGGGACGGCGGGGACGGUCCAGACCUUGCAGUCCGUGACUCGGCCGCCGACGUGGCGAAUAAAGAGGCGACGGCCCGGUGCCUGAGCCCAGGCCGGGCCGGCCGGGUGAGCAGGCCGCUGACCCCCAGCAGGGACGGGGCUCACGUCGUGGAGAAGAGGUCGCUGGUGACCGUCGCCUCCACCACGGGCGCCUGCUCACCGACCGACGUCGGCAGGCGGUCGGCAGGCCUGCAGACCAUGAGGACGACAAGGAGCGGCACGCCGGCGGACGGCGGCGGCGACAGGGAUGCCGGCAAAGACAAGGUGAACAAGCCAGACAUGCCGGACUUUGACGUACGGAAGCAGCCCAAGGGCAUAUUGUCAUUAUUCGGAUGUUGUGCGAAAGCUGGAGUGAAAGACUAA